Recurvomyces mirabilis is the source of this 501-nucleotide messenger RNA. RefSeq lists its product as uncharacterized. The transcript is spliced from 2 exons. Lineage: Eukaryota; Fungi; Ascomycota; Dothideomycetes; Mycosphaerellales; Teratosphaeriaceae. The record is from RefSeq and is a predicted model, not a curated record. The coding region runs from base 1 to 501 and encodes 166 amino acids.
AUGUCUUCACCAGCCCUUUAUGUGAAGCUCAUGUUCCUCUGCAACGCCGCAACCUCUCUCUACGGGGGCUACCAAUCGUACAUCGCCAUAACAAAUCUUAAAAAGUACGAGGAGACAAGUAAGAAAUUGGCCGAGUGGUCGAACACAGCUGCAGAGCAUCUCCAGAAAACGAGGACAACACAGGGAGCGGGAGCUAUCGCUAUCAUCCUCUCUUUUAUUAUCUCAACUAUCCUCGCAGCCGGCGGCACAGCCCUCCCAUUCUGGUUCACUGUAGCUGCCUCUCCUGCUAUGCUCGUAGGCGUACUGGGUGCGCGGCAGUAUAUCAAGGGAUACUGGAACCCCAACGACAAAGACUCUGUUGGGACCAGAAUCCCGUUGCCCAAUAUGGAGGGCUACAACGAGGCACAACGGCGGACCGAGGAGGUGCUGAACACGUUGCAGUAUCUUGAGUAUGGCUGGGUGGCUACGACUUUCAUUGCCGGUAUGGCCCAGAAGUCGUGA